Molecule: messenger RNA, 1113 nt
Organism: Medioppia subpectinata
Lineage: Eukaryota; Metazoa; Arthropoda; Arachnida; Sarcoptiformes; Oppiidae
Source: the annotation of a GenBank genome assembly
AGUUUAGCGUUGACUCUUAAAAAAGUUGGCUUAUUAUGUAAAACACGUUUUGCCUGUAAUUGCAUUAUUAAAUAUUCAAAUUUGUUUGUUUCGCCCACAAUUGCAAUUGCAAUACACAGAAUGUUCCCAUCGUUUCGCAUACGUGUGUCUGGUUUGGACAAAAAGGCCAAAUACAUAAUGCUUAUGGAUAUCGUGGCCGCCGACGACUGUCGCUAUAAGUUCCACAAUUCCCGGUGGGUUAUGGCCGGUAAGGCUGACCCAGAGAUGCCUAAACGCAUGUACAUUCAUCCCGACUCUCCGUCAACCGGCGAACAGUGGAUGCAAAAAGUGGUCUCAUUUCACAAACUCAAACUCACAAACAAUAUCGCUGAUAAACAUGGAUUUGUGAGUACCCCACCUACAAUAUUGAAUUCAAUGCACAAAUAUCAGCCCCGCUUUCAUCUAGUCAGAGCCAACGACCUCCUCAAACUGCCAUACAGUACGUUCCGGACCUAUGUCUUCAAAGAGACCGAGUUUAUUGCGGUGACAGCAUAUCAAAAUGAAAAGAUAACGAGAUUAAAGAUAGAUAACAAUCCAUUCGCAAAGGGCUUUCGGGAAACAGGAGCCGGAAAAAGAGAGAAAAAACAAAUAGUGAUUGGGAUGAAUAACAGUCGAUCUCUCGCUUAUGAAAGCGAUAACGACUUGAAGAAUAUGACGUCAGGAAUGAUAGAUAAACUGAAAGAUAGCGAUAAGGCGUCGGCUUUGGACUAUUCGGAUGACGACGAGGAAAGGGUCGAUAUCGAUGACGAUAUGCCUCUUCUCCGCAAAACACCCGACAGAUCGUCAGCAGACAAAGGAGAAGUGCAAUUAAGCGAAUGUAGUGGAGAUGUGCUCACAGAAUGGUGUUUAGUAUUGCUGUCUGGCCUUUGCUGCUGUCCUUUUGCACUCAUAUGUCUCCUCUUAAUGACAUUUUGCGUUGACAGCAAAGGAUCUCUUGUUCUGAGCGCUCCAUCCUCUAUGAGGUCCUCAGUUGCGGUGCAAUCCAUGCCUAAACACACACACUGUUUGGCUGUGAUGUUGCGCUAUGAAUGCCGGUGCCAUUGCCAGCGCCGGUGCCAAUGCCUACCGCAUUAC